Molecule: messenger RNA, 1387 nt
Organism: Macaca mulatta (Rhesus monkey)
Lineage: Eukaryota; Metazoa; Chordata; Mammalia; Primates; Cercopithecidae
Gene: TFPT
Product: TCF3 fusion partner
Biological process (GO): positive regulation of apoptotic process; apoptotic signaling pathway; apoptotic process
Cellular component (GO): Ino80 complex
Molecular function (GO): DNA binding
Source: RefSeq, marked provisional
CACUAGGCGGAGAGAGGCGGUAAGCAGCGAGGAGGAAAGGGGCUAAUCGAACUCACGGCCCGCUGUGGACCAAUCCUGCUAAGCGGAGAAUUGCUGUGGCCAGAUGACGGGGCGUCGAGACAAGAAGAAAGACGUUGGCAACUCAGAGGACUGGUUGCGACGUUAGACAAGAAAGCAAGGCCUUUAAGCAGGGAUUCGGGUUGGACGUCGGGGUGGGCCAAAGCGAAGCCGGAAACAGGAAACUACAACUCCCACAAGGCCUAGGGCCACGUCCCGCCGUCCUCGGCCCCUGAGCCUGAUGGGACAAGUAGUUUUGUGAACGGCUUAAUCUAGAGAUUUAAGAGGUUGGAAGCUAAGAGGCCCGGGGCUUCCGGAGGUCGCGGAGAUGGAAUUGGAGCAGAGAGAAGGGACCAUGGCAGCCGUGGGCUUUGAGGAGUUCUCAGCGCCGCCGGGCUCGGAGUUGGCGCUGCCUCCCCUAUUUGGGGGCCACAUCCUGGAGAGCGAGCUGGAGACGGAAGUGGAGUUUGUGUCAGGGGGUCUGGGGGGCUCAGGGCUCCGGGAGCGAGAUGAAGAGGAAGAGGCAGCCCGGGGUCGGCGGCGGCGCCAGCGGGAAUUAAAUCGCAGAAAGUACCAGGCAUUAGGACGGCGCUGCCGGGAGAUCGAGCAGGUGAACGAGCGGGUCCUGAACAGGCUCCAUCAGGUGCAGAGGAUAACUCGGAGGCUGCAGCAGGAGCGGAGGUUCCUCAUGAGGGUGCUGGACUCCUAUGGGGAUGACUACCGGGCCAGCCAGUUCACCAUUGUGCUAGAGGAUGAGGGCAGCCAGGGCACGGAUGCUCCCACCCCAGGCAAUGCUGAGAAUGAGCCUCCAGAGAAAGAGGCACUGUCCCCGCCCAGAAGGACUCCUGCACCCCCGGAACCUGGCAGCCCAGCGCCCGGCGAGGGGCCCAGUGGGCGGAAGAGGCGGCGAGUGCCGCGGGAUGGACGCCGAGCGGGAACUGCGCUGACUCCAGAGCUGGCUUCAGUGCAGAUUAAGGUCGAGGAAGACUUUGGCUUUGAAGCAGAUGAGGCCCUGGAUUCCAGCUGGGUUUCUCGGGGUCCAGAUAAACUGCUGCCCUACCCAACUCUGGCCAGCCCAGCCUCUGACUGACCCAUGCCCAAUAAACUGAGCCCACAUUCACCCUGGCCACCGUCUACUUGUUCCCACCUCUGAUCACACACAUGCCACGCUCUGGGGUUGGUGUUCACAUUUUUAUUGGGAGCCGUGGGAGGGGCCGCCUCUGUCAGUGAAGGUGCUCACAGUUUCUUAAGCCACUCCAGGCUGGGGCCCUGAGGGUCCUGGGGGUGGCUGGGCACGUCCGGCAUGUUCCCAUCAUCACGGACGGGCACU